ACAAACCCAGGUUCCCCUCACCCACCACCCCGCCGCGAUGAUGUCCCAGUCUCUCAGAGCGUCGCGCUCUCUCUUCACCCGCGCCACUCGGCAACAGGCUUUCGUCGCUCGCCGCGGCUUCCUGACCUCCGCUGUCCGCCAGGCCGACCCUGUUCAGGACCUCUACCUUCGUGAACUCCGUGCCUACAAGCCUACCCCCGUCAAGCCCGGCGACGCCGAAGCCCACGUCCAGAAGUUCACCGCCCCCAAGGCUCCCGCUUCCCCCGAGGAGGCCAACCUCGCUAAUGAAUUGAAGAGCUACGAGACCCAGGAGGUCGAGGUUGAGGGCCAGGCUGCCAGCGGCGAGGCCGCCCCUGUCGAGGAGAGCUGGUUCGUUGAGGAGGAAGAGGAGGCUGGUGCUGCUCACUAGAUGUCUUUUUUUAAUCAAGACACAAGGUAUGGGAAAUUCGGGACUGAAAUGGGCAAUGGGAUGGAACCCGAAUUGAUUGGGCCUUCCUGUUGAGUCCUGAAGACACUUUGUAAAUUAACCUACCUGGAACAUUGGUAUCUUUCACAUUUUCAUCCGUGCGUUCUUUUUUUAUACUCUGGUUCUACGGGGUAUUGCGUAGAUUAUGGCUUGUAUUUCUGUAGAUGCGUCGAAUGCACAGCCCUGCUGUUUCAUGGAGCUGGCCAGCUUUGAUAUCCACGAGGUUGAUAUCUCCGAUCAGGCCAACAACACCCGAUGGUAUACUAAAUAUAACGAACAGGUUGGAAGGGAGCAGCAAGGCUGAAUGGGCAGGACAACAAAUCAAAGCGAGGAAGAAGAGUUA
This is a messenger RNA of Aspergillus wentii DTO 134E9, 809 nucleotides long. RefSeq names its product ATP synthase subunit H. The record is from RefSeq and is a predicted model, not a curated record. The transcript is spliced from 3 exons. The coding region runs from base 41 to 409 and encodes 122 amino acids. Lineage: Eukaryota; Fungi; Ascomycota; Eurotiomycetes; Eurotiales; Aspergillaceae. Gene Ontology annotation, biological process: proton motive force-driven ATP synthesis.